Molecule: messenger RNA, 921 nt
Organism: Syzygium oleosum
Lineage: Eukaryota; Viridiplantae; Streptophyta; Magnoliopsida; Myrtales; Myrtaceae
Product: putative disease resistance protein RGA3
Exons: 1
Coding region: 1-921 (306 amino acids)
Biological process (GO): defense response to fungus
Molecular function (GO): ADP binding
Source: RefSeq, a predicted model, not a curated record
AUGGCAGAAGCAGCUCUCUUCAGCGUAGCGUCAGAAAUCAUCAAGAGAGUGGGCUCUUUGAUUGUGAAUGAGAUUGCAGAGCUCUGGGGAUUGAAGGAUGAGCUCAAGAAGCUAGUCGUCGUCGUCUCCACAAUCCGGAAUGUCCUUCUUGACGCGGAGGAGGCAUACGAGAAGAACCAUCAAGUCAAAAGUUGGCUCAUGGAGCUGAAACAAGUCAUGUACGAUGCUGACGACUUGCUAGACGAGUGCACGACUGAGGCCUUGAGAAGGCAGAUCUUGGUCAGCGGUGAUGCAGCCGAUAAGGGGGUAAUCAAGAAUUUCCAUCUCAUCUUUUCAAGCAUGAAGGAUUUCAUUCUUGCUAUCAAGACACGUCACAAGAUAAAAGGCAUUAGGGAAAGAUUAGAUCGUAUUGCGGCCAAUAGGAAGUUCCACUUAGCUGAGUACCCGUUUGAAACUCGGUUCGUGGUCAGGGAGAGAGAACAGACUCACUCAUUUGUCCGUGCUGAGGAGGUCAUAGGGAGGGAUGAUGAUAAAAUUGCAAUUCUAAAGUUCCUACUGAUACCUUCCAAUAUCCAGGAGAAUGUAUCCAUCAUUUCUAUAAUAGGGAUAGGUGGCUUAGGGAAAACAACAUUAGCACAAUUGGUGUGUAACGAUGAGCUGGUCAAGAAAAACUUUGAGAUCCAUAUGUGGGUUUGCAUCUCGGACGUUUUUGACGUAAAACUAAUCCUAGAGAAGAUGAUAAAGUCCGCUACCGACAAGGAUUUACCUCAAAAUAUGGAGAUAGACCAACUGCAGAAGCUCUUCCGGAGGGAAAUCGAGGGAAAGAAGUACAUGCUUGUCUUGGAUGACGUGUGGAAUGAAAUCCCUACAAAGUGGCUUGAUCUGAGGGGACUCCUGAUGCAAGAGGAAGCAAAAUUCUAA